UCUGCGCAGGGUGAGCGGGAUAGCGGGCGGCGUGAGAGCGGCGGCGGGGGGGUUGUUUGCGUGCGAGCGGAUCGCCUCGUGCGUGUGGACGUCUCGCGCAACCCGGCCGCUUUGCUUUCGCGAGUGGGCGCAGACGGCACUCGGGCACUUGCGAGGCAAACGUGGGGAGCGACGCCGCUGCGCGCUACCGAUGAGCGCGCAGUCGCAGGCGAUUGAAGUUGACCGGCUGUCGGAGCGACUCGGGUCGCGCAUCUAAUCGCCCAGGUGUGGUUCAGCCUCAGGGCUCCAGGUCUCCUCAGGGCUUCAGAUCCCUUCCGAUCCACCGCUCUCCAUCGCCAUCGCUUCCGCUGCUCCAUCAACGCCGCCCACCGCCACCACCACCACCACCCUCGGCCGCUCCCCCGCGAGUCCCCCGUACAAUGGGGGGUCCUGAUGGGACCCCCAUCUUCCGAGCGCCCAUGACGGCGGCCCCUGCAACCGAACCCCUGGGCCGCCUGACCCUGGCCUCCAGGCUCGCCUUCGCCGGCGGCCACUUCUUCAACGACGUGUGCGCCGCGACGUGGUUCACCUACGGCCUCGCGUUCCUGCACGGCGUGGCCGGCAUCGGCUCGCCCGGCGCGGGCCUCCUCGUGCUGCUGGGCCAGGUGGCCGACGGCCUCGCCACGCCGCUCGUCGGAAUCGCCGCGGACCGCGCGCCCGCGAUCCCCGGCGCGGCUCGGCGCAAGAGUUGGCACCUCCUGGGCACGGUGCUCCUGACGCUCACGUUCCCCUUCACGUUCGCGUCGUGCCUCGCAUGCGGGGUGGCCCCCCAGGAGGGGACGCUGCUGGGGUACUACGCCCCCUUCAUCGUGCUCAGCCAGGUGGCGUGGGCCGCCGUGCAGGUGUCUCACCUGGCGCUCAUCCCCGAGCUCGCGCACACGCAGAGCGAGAAGGUGGAGCUCACCGCGUACAGGUGAGCCCGCCGGGGUUGAGUGCGUACCCACAGGUGAGCGGGGGUAGCGGACAGGUGAGUGCUGGGGCGGGUGCUUUUGUGCGUGGAAAAGUGAUUAGCACGGUUGGCUACGUACGGUGCGAAAGAAGUUCAACAUACAGGCAUUCAUACGACA
Petromyzon marinus (sea lamprey) is the source of this 1106-nucleotide messenger RNA. The record is from RefSeq and is a predicted model, not a curated record. Lineage: Eukaryota; Metazoa; Chordata; Hyperoartia; Petromyzontiformes; Petromyzontidae.